AUGGCGGCCCUCCAGUCCAAGUCCGUGGCAGCGUGUGCUGGCGUUCAGCAGCAGAGGCUUGCGGCGCCCUGCGUGCGUCCCCAGGCUGGGCAGCGAGUGUAUGCCUCAUGCUUCGCCUCUUCGGCCAGUCUCCGCGCUGCCUGCGGCCAGCCCGUUGUGGCCAG
Messenger RNA from Monoraphidium neglectum, 164 nucleotides. RefSeq lists its product as hypothetical. The annotation marks the transcript as partial. NCBI's taxonomy places the organism in Eukaryota, Viridiplantae, Chlorophyta, Chlorophyceae, Sphaeropleales, Selenastraceae. The record is from RefSeq and is a predicted model, not a curated record. The transcript has a single exon.